AGAACCCUUUUGAACAUAUCAUAUAACUCGAGAUCUACGUUUCCAAACUUUACGGAUCAAAAAAGCUUAUCAGAUUUGGAUAAUCAGAAGGUUUAAGUGAAUACUUCACUGACCGGGUUUUCGACAUUUUGCGCUACUAUUUGAGGUUUCCCUAUAUUUAGUAGCAAUGUCCUCUUUAAACUCAAAUACACUUCAAAUCAAGUAUAUACAUAAUUCUGUUGCAAUGGUGACGAGCUGUCCGUUGUCAGCUAGUCUUCAAGUCAUUGACCAACAAGUCCGAGAAUUGUGUAGUUUCACCAAAGAUCAACCAUUCACAAUAAAAUGGAUCGACGAAGAACACGAUCCUAUCGUUAUUUCCUCAGAAAUGGAAUUAAAAGAGGCGUUCCGACUUCACGAGUUGAAUAAAGAAUGGCAACUAACAGUUCAUGUAUUUAAUGGAGUUCCAAGUGAACCGGGUAAACCCUGUCCUGGCGAAGAUAUUAAUAUGUACCGAAGAGGUGCUAAACGAUGGAAAAAGAAAUUUUAUUUAUUGCAUGGUCAUCAGUUUGCUGCCAGACGAUUUAAUCGGAAUGCCGUAUGUGCUUACUGUAAGGAACGUAUAUGGGGUUUGGGACAACAAGGGUUUAAAUGUAUUAAUUGUCGUCUUCUACUUCAUCGUCGUUGUCAAGGUGGCGUGCGUCAUAAAUGUGGUGAAGCAUUCAUAAGACCGACCUAUCAAAACAUGCGUUCAAUCUCUACAUUUUCCACCGGUUCCACUCCUAUUGUGUGGGAUAAUAAUGGAAACAGACCUACAACCAUAGCAACAGAUCUAUCUUCUGGGACAAGUAAUACACUCCCAUCUCGUCUUCCUGUCACUAUUCAACCAUGCAAAGAUGAUUCAAAGCCACCAAAGCUAGAAAAAAUCAUUGGUUUAGGUGAAAAAGAAUCAAAUCAAACAUCAGACAAACACUUUACGCCAACAUCCAAUACAAAAAAUAAUCUCAAAUCAGGUUCAGACAACUUAAUAAUUGAAACAAGUGGUGGUGUUCACCCUAGUAGUGUACCAGUUCCCGUUUCAAUCAUCACUGAUAAAGUUGAUGAUAAGUCCAUACCAAUCAUAGAACAGCGCAUUAUAGAUAUUCCUGAUAUUCCAAUCACUUCUGGACGGGUUGGUUUACAUGAUUUCAAUUUACUCAAAGUGAUUGGUCGUGGUAGUUAUGCUAAAGUAUUUCAAGUAGAGCAUAAACCAACUAAUCGUAUAUAUGCAAUGAAAGUUAUUAAAAAAGAAACUAUUCUGGAUGAAGAGGAUAUUGAUUGGGUUCAAACAGAAAAACAUGUAUUUGAAUGCGCUACUAACCAUCCAUUUUUAGUUGGUUUACACUCGUGUUUCCAAACUAGAAGUCGGUUAUUCUUUGUCAUUGAAUUUGUUAAUGGUGGAGACCUAAUGUUUUAUAUGCAACGUAAUCUUCGUUUAGCAGAAGAUUACGCACGAUUCUAUGCAGCUGAAAUUUGCAUUGCAUUAAAUUUUCUCCAUGAACGUGGUAUUAUUUACCGAGAUCUCAAGUUAGACAAUGUUUUGAUGGAUAGCGAAGGUCAUAUUAAACUGACUGAUUAUGGAAUGUGUAAAGAAGGAAUCAUCGGAGAUAUGACUACAACUACAUUUUGUGGUACACCGAAUUAUAUAGCUCCUGAAAUACUGAAAGGAGAAAGUUAUAGUUUCAGUGUUGACUGGUGGGCCUUAGGCGUACUUAUGUUUGAGAUGUUAGCUGGUCGAUCUCCUUGGGAAGGUGUUGGACAGUCAGCUAAUCCAGAUCAAAAUACUGAGGAUUAUUUAUUUCAAAUCAUUCUCAGUCGUCCAAUUCGUUUUCCACGUUCUAUUUCUGUUCGUGCAACCAGCAUACUUAAUGCAUUUCUCCAAAAGGUGCCAACUGAACGUCUUGGAUGUGCGCCAAAUUCAAGUUUUGGUGAUAUUAUGGAGCACGGAUUUUUCAAACCAAUCGAUUGGGUAGCUUUAGAAAGGAAAGAAGUUCAUCCUCCCUAUCGUCCAACAUGUGGAGGCGAUAGAGAUCUGAUACAUUUCGAUCCUGCAUUCACCGAUGAACCUGUAGUGCUAACACCAGAUAAUGAGGCAGUGAUGUCACGUAUGGAUCAAACAGAAUUCGAUGGUUUCGAAUAUGUGAAUCCUUUGCUCAUGUCGUUAGAUGAACAAGUGUAAGAGGAAUUCUCAUUCCCCCCCCUUCCUCAAUGGCUCGUUGUGUUAAUCUAUCUACCUUCUUUUUUUUUAAAAAAAAUCACUUUUAUUCAAUACUACCACCAUAUCUAUUAACAAAUAAAUAAAUAGUAUUUUAUAUUGAAUUUUUUUUAAAAAAAAACUAAUUUAUCGUAUACAUUCCAUAUUCAUUCAAUUAGCAAAAUAAAAAUUGUUUAAAUCAUUUACCAACAGUUCAAUGUUAAAUUAACUUAACAACAUAUCAAAUGUUAAAAUAUUUUCACUUCUUUUGAUUUUAGGGUAUAAUUCUUGAAAUAUUUUCUUUUUAUAUAAGAAAAAAAAUAUUGCUUACUUGGAAGUUUAUAUUAUUUUAAGCACACACACACGUACAUAUAUAUAUAUAUAUUUCUAGGAAAAUUUAUUUUGUUUGUUUAUUAUCAAACAAGCUUCCUUUAUUGCUCCGUGUUCUUUAUUGAUGAACAAAAUGUGUUUAAUUAUUUUUUCUCUCGCUCAAUUAAUUCUGAUGAAAAUAAAUGCUGACUGUAUUUCUAUCUUUUUCGAAGUUGUUGUUGUUGUUUUUUUUUAUAGUUUUUAUCAAUGUUUACUUAUUUUCUCUAAUUUUAUAAUUAUGGAAUGAGUUUAAAGUAAAUUAUAAUGAAAUGUUUAUUGUAGUUACUGGUAAGUAGUAUUAAUAUGAUUUAAAUGAUAAAAUGAAAUACUCUUAAAUUUAACACUCAGUGAAGAUAAUUUUCUGAUGAAUUCUAACUACUUACUACUUACUCUAAAAGUAUUCCGAGACAUAAAGCUAGAUUGACCAAAUUUUUUAAGUAAAUAAUUAAUCAACUUUUUGCGCUAAAUUUCUCUGAAUUAAGGUUUUUAUUUUUGAGAAAACACGAGAAUUUAUUAACUAUAUCAGUGUUCAGUUACAUAUUCCAAAAUUGACUUAUCAAAAUAAUGGUUCAUCGCUUUCACUGUCAAAAAAAACUUGCCAAACGACACAUUUUAGAGAUUAUUUUACAAAACCAGUUCAUACCAAUAUUAGCUAUUCACAUAGAAUUCAAUUCUAAUGGAUAAUUUUAUUGACUAGUAAGUAUUCACAAGGAACAAAAUACUUUGUUGGCCAAAUCUAAGAAACUUAAUACUGAAAAACUUCCAUUCGUUCAUGGUAUAAAUGCAUCUAGCUAGAAUUAUGAAACCAUUCAGUUACACUAUUGUAUUUUUUUACUUUGGUUGAGUGAUAAUGUCAAAAAGACAACAGUGCAUUUUUAACUUAGUUUUUACUGUUCAACGAUAACUGUUCUGAAAAAAAACCGUUUUGAAUUGAUAACCUUAAAUUAGUAAAUAAUCACUUUGGUUGGGAAAAUGAAAGCCAAUCGUUUAUUGGCUAAGUCGGUUACGUCAUAGAAAUUAUUUUAAAAUCUUCCCUAGUUGCUUUCACCCUAGAUAUGGGUUUCAGUAAUUCUUUUCUCGAAGCAGGUUUUUUUCACUCUUGAGUGUUGUUUGAAACAAUCGUUUCAUUGUCUUUUAAUUCUGUAUAAAUAUUCUCUGCAAGAUGUCUUUAUAAAUCCUAUUGAAGCGUUAAAGUAAGGAAACUGAACAAGACAUAUCUUACCAACACUGGAAAGAAGGUUAGUUCAUCAAGAUACCAAAAAAUAAAGAUUUGAGCAAAUGUGAGAAUUACAUAGAAUUCAUACUACCUUCA
Messenger RNA from Schistosoma bovis, 3890 nucleotides. NCBI's taxonomy places the organism in Eukaryota, Metazoa, Platyhelminthes, Trematoda, Strigeidida, Schistosomatidae. The record is from the annotation of a GenBank genome assembly.